This is a messenger RNA of Megalops cyprinoides (Indo-Pacific tarpon), 1038 nucleotides long. It is a transcript of the gene dmc1, whose product is annotated as DNA meiotic recombinase 1. The record is from RefSeq and is a predicted model, not a curated record. NCBI's taxonomy places the organism in Eukaryota, Metazoa, Chordata, Actinopteri, Elopiformes, Megalopidae. Gene Ontology annotation, biological process: mitotic recombination; DNA recombinase assembly; DNA repair. The transcript has 13 exons. Gene Ontology annotation, molecular function: ATP binding; ATP hydrolysis activity; ATP-dependent DNA damage sensor activity. Bases 19 to 1038 code for a protein of 339 amino acids. Gene Ontology annotation, cellular component: condensed nuclear chromosome; nucleus.
AAAACAGCAAGGACAUCCAUGGAGGACCAAGUAGUAGAGAAUGAUGCUGGAUAUCAAGAUGAUGAGGAGACUUUUUUCCAAGAUAUCGACCUUUUACAGAAGCAUGGAAUUAACGUGGCAGAUAUCAAAAAGCUGAAGUCUAUAGGUAUCUGCACGGUGAAGGGGAUCCAGAUGACCACCCGUCGUGCGCUCUGUAAUGUGAAGGGCCUGUCUGAGGCCAAGGUCGACAAAAUCAAAGAGGCUGCUGGGAAACUGCUGACCAACGGGUUCUCGACAGCAUAUGAAUAUAGCGAGAGAAGAAAACAAGUGUUCCACAUCACAACAGGCAGCCUGGAGUUUGACAAACUCAUUGGUGGAGGAAUAGAAAGUAUGGCCAUAACAGAAGCAUUUGGCGAAUUCAGGACAGGCAAGACACAGCUCUCUCACACGCUGUGCGUGACGGCUCAGCUCCCAGGAGAGGACGGCUACACAGGAGGGAAGGUCAUCUUCAUCGACACAGAAAACACUUUCCGGCCAGACAGGCUGAAGGGCAUAGCUGACAGGUUCAAUGUGGAUCAGGACGCAGUACUGGACAAUGUGUUAUAUGCUCGCGCCUACACCAGUGAACAUCAGAUGGAGCUGUUAGACUUUGUGGCAGCUAAAUUCCACGAGGAGGGCGGUGUCUUUAAACUCCUGAUCAUUGACUCCAUCAUGGCUCUGUUCAGGGUGGAUUUUUCUGGCCGGGGGGAGCUAGCGGAGAGACAGCAGAAGCUGGCACAGAUGCUGUCGCGGCUGCAGAAGAUAUCUGAAGAGUACAAUGUGGCAGUGUUCGUCACCAACCAGAUGACGGCAGACCCUGGGGCUGGGAUGACGUUUCAAGCAGAUCCCAAGAAGCCUAUUGGAGGACAUAUUUUAGCACAUGCCUCAACCACACGUAUCAGCUUAAGGAAAGGACGGGGAGAGAUGAGAAUUGCCAAAAUAUUUGACAGCCCUGACAUGCCAGAGAAUGAAGCUACUUUUGCUAUCACUCCAGGAGGAAUUGCUGAUGCUAAAGAGUGA